Molecule: messenger RNA, 3288 nt
Organism: Manihot esculenta (cassava)
Lineage: Eukaryota; Viridiplantae; Streptophyta; Magnoliopsida; Malpighiales; Euphorbiaceae
Product: phospholipase D delta
Exons: 10
Coding region: 369-2954 (861 amino acids)
Biological process (GO): phospholipid catabolic process; phosphatidylcholine metabolic process
Cellular component (GO): plasma membrane
Molecular function (GO): D-type glycerophospholipase activity; calcium ion binding
Source: RefSeq, a predicted model, not a curated record
UACAUCGUCCAACGUCCCAAUUGAAAUCAUGCCAUGUCCUUGCACUCCCUUUCAAGGUCUUGUCUUUUCCCACACCAAUUCUCACUCCCUCGAUUUUGAUUUAAUCUAAAAAUUAUUCACUUAAAAUAUCACUAUCCCAGAACACGCCAUAGCUUCACUAGGCUUUCUCUCUCUGCUGUAAGAAAAAUUCUCUCUACAGAGAGAACACCAUCCCCUGUCCCUAUUCACCAUUUCAGCUUCUUUCCUCGUUUCUGCUCGGUAUCCACAUGACCCAUCUUCUCUUCUUCUUCCUACUUCAGUAAUUUCUGUCUCUGCAGUUUUUUUCCUUCUUUACGGCAUCACUUCUGCUCUGUUCACAACUCGUUUCCAUGGCUGAGAUCUCUGAGGGUGAAAAACAGCCAAUCUAUCUUCAUGGGGACCUUGACUUGUUCAUUAUUGAAGCUAGAAGUUUGCCUAGUAUGGAUAUAGUUUCUACCCACGCUCGCAAUUGUUUCGCUGGUUGUACCCCUCACUCCAAUGCCGCCGCAAACACCGGCGCUACCACCGACGAAGAGACCGGUGAAGAUGACGAGAAAAUUCAUCACCACCGUAACGUCGUUAAGACUGACACUUACGUUACUGUCGUCGUCCCUCAAGCAACUGUGGCUCGCACGCGCGUGAUUAAGAAUGCAAAAAACCCUAAGUGGAAGCAACGGUUUUACAUUCCCUUGGCUCAUCCGGUAAUUGACCUCGCGUUUCAUGUUAAGGAUAAUGACCUUUUUGGAGCUGACGUUGUGGGGACCGUCAAAAUCCCUGCUCAAAAGCUCGAAACCGGCGAGUUGAUCAGCGGUUGGUUCCCUAUAAUUGGCUCCUCCGGCAAGCCACCGAAGCCGGACUCUGCAUUACAUGUGGAAAUGAAGUUUACAUCGUGUGAAAAGAAUCCGUUGUACCGCCAUGGUAUCGCCGGUGAUCCUGAACAUAGAGGAGUGAGGAAUUCGUACUUCCCAUUAAGAAAAGGAAGUAAAGUGACAAUGUAUCAAGAUGCUCAUGUGCUUGAUGGGAUGUUGCCCGAGAUCGAAAUUGAUGGCGGAAAGUUUUAUAGGCAAGAUAAGUGUUGGGAGGACAUUUGCUAUGCCAUAUCAGAGGCUCACCAUAUGAUUUACAUUGUGGGGUGGUCUGUUUUCUAUAAGAUUAAGCUGGUGAGAGAGCCCACCAGGCCAUUGCCUCGAGGUGGGGAUUUGACUCUUGGUGAAUUGCUCAAGUAUAAGUCUGAGGAAGGAGUCCGAGUUUUGUUGCUGAUUUGGGACGAUAAGACUUCGCACGACAAGUUUGGUAUUAGUACGGCAGGAUUGAUGCAGACACAUGAUGAAGAAACACGAAAAUUCUUCAAACAUUCGUCCGUCAUUUGCGUAUUGGCACCUCGCUAUGCCAGCAGUAAACUUGGUUUUUUGAAACAACAGGUUGUUGGAACUGCCUUUACACACCACCAAAAAUGUGUUCUUGUGGACACUCAGGCAUCUGGUAAUAAUAGGAAGAUGACUGCAUUUUUAGGAGGUAUUGAUCUGUGUGAUGGACGAUAUGACAACCCUGAGCAUCGAUUGUUUCGUGACCUUGAAACAGUAUUCAAGGAUGAUUUCCAUAAUCCAACAUUUCCUGCUGGGACCAAAGCUCCAAGGCAACCAUGGCAUGACUUGCAUUGCAGAAUUGAAGGACCUGCUGCAUAUGAUGUUCUUAUAAACUUUGAGCAGCGCUGGAGGAAAGCAACAAAGUGGACAGAGUUUGGACUGCGUUUCAAAAGGGUAUCCCAUUGGCAUGAUGAUGCAUUGAUAAAGAUAGAACGGAUUUCAUGGAUACUAAGUCCUCCCUUCACGAUAAAGGAUGAUGUCACAAUAGUUCCACCGGAUGAUCCCAUUGUACAUGUUUCCAAUGAAGAAGAUCCUGAAAACUGGCAUGUCCAGAUUUUUCGGUCUAUUGACACAGGUUCAUUAAAAGGAUUUCCCAAAAAAGCCCAUGAUUGUCAAACUAAGAACCUCAUUGCAACAAAAAAUCAGGUGGUGGAUAAGAGCAUUCAAACUGCAUACAUCCAGGCAAUCAGAUCUGCUCAGCAUUUCAUAUACAUUGAGAAUCAGUAUUUUCUUGGAUCUUCAUAUGGAUGGCCAUCAUAUAAAAAUGCUGGAGCUGAUAAUCUGAUACCAAUGGAGUUGGCAUUAAAGAUCUCCAGUAAAAUUAGAGCCAAUGAGAGAUUUGCAGUGUAUAUUGUGCUGCCAAUGUGGCCUGAGGGUGAUCCAAAAUCUGAAACCAUGCAAGAAAUUCUCUACUGGCAGAGCCAGACAAUGCAAAUGAUGUAUGACAUAGUUGCACGGGAAAUUAAAUCGAUGCAACUGGUAGAUUCACAUCCUCGUGAUUACCUCAAUUUCUUUUGUCUCGGUAACCGGGAAGAAAAUCCACAGCAUAUGUCCAGUAUUAAUGGUGAAGCGGUCUCCGAUGCUUACCAAUUUCAGCGAUUCAUGAUUUACGUCCAUGCAAAGGGGAUGAUUGUGGAUGACGAGUAUGUCAUUAUUGGAUCUGCCAAUAUUAACCAGAGAUCCAUGGCUGGUUCAAAAGAUAGUGAGAUAGCUAUGGGUGCAUAUCAACCCCACUACACAUGGGCUGCAAAGAGUAAACAUCCACGUGGACAGGUAUAUGGAUAUAGAAUGUCACUUUGGGCUGAGCAUCUUGGUGAGGUCCAAGAAUUGUUUGUGGAACCUGAGAGUUUAGAAUGUGUGAAGAAAGUAAAUAAUAUUGCUGAAGCCAACUGGAAGAGAUACACAGAUCCCAAUUUCACAUUAUUGCAUGGUCACCUUCUAAUGUAUCCUAUACAGGUAGAUGUUGAUGGGAAGGUAGGCCCCCUACCUGGAUUUGAGAAUUUCCCAGAUGCUGGUGGUAAGGUGCUUGGAGCUCAUUCCCUCAAAGUUCCUGAUAUUUUGACAACAUAAUCUUGUCUUCCCUCAGCCGUCUAAAGAAAAAAAGCAUGAUAUGUUGCUGGGUUUCGUAGUUUGGCAGAUUUGAAGAGCUCUACCUAGUUAAUUGUUUUUAUCAAAGAACUGUAACUUUCUGAUCUGCCAUUUGUGUGCAAAGGGUAAUAAGGAUGGCGUGAGUAUUGGUUUGGUUUUGCUGUGCAAAGUGAGGCGAGGAUGACAUAUGAAUGUUGUCUCAUAUUGAAUAAGGGCAAAUCAUUAGUUGCGCCUGAUGUAUGUGCUUCCUCACUCGCAACUCACAAUGAGUAGACCUUAUCAUUUAUAAUUCAAGGACGUGGAAUACCUGGGUGCA